CCAGUGUCCUCGCUCAGCAUUUGACAAUCAAGCACCACCAUCCGGAAGUCGCUUGCCGCCGUGGCCGGUCGUGCGAUGCCUGCUACGCAAUCCGGAAAUACCAAUGGGCACCUGCCCGCGGGCCCGGCACCCGCUUCUGCGCCGGCAGCGAGGACGAAGCAAGUUCGUGUGCGGUCUCCUAGCGGGAGCGGUGCAAACGAAGGCAACGAAAGUUCGUCCGCGGAUGCGCGCCCACCACCAAAAAGGGCGCGCAAGGCGAUAAACUGCGAGCCGUGCAGGAACAGCAAACUCAAGUGCGAUAGAAAUCGACCAUGCUCCUCUUGCGUGCUCAGAGGUACGACUGCGCUCUGCUAUCAAGGCCAAGAUGCCUCCGACCCCGGAUUUCGCGGAGCGGUUGAUCCUCAGCGUGCGCCUCUAGACCCUGCGGUCGAGUUCUCGCGCAUCCGACAGUCUCUAGCCCUUCUCGAGUCGCAUGUGUAUCAACAGCCUGUACCGCGGCCCGCGCUUCAUGGAUAUGUCCCCGAACCGCUCCGGCGUUCAUCGCUGCAUUCACCGCACAGCUUGUAUGAUAGGCAGAGUCCCGACAUCGACGGAACACCUCCAGUCAAGGAGAAGACCGAGGAUGUGGAUAUGACCAGUACACCCGGCAUGCUUGGGCGCCAGGCGUCUGGCGGUCUAUAUGCAGGGCCCACCAGCGCGGCCUCGCAUCUCAUCUCCGUAUCGGACCGUGAUGAUUCGGACCACACCGACAGACCGUCCUCCCCUGCGUCCCCGCCGCCGCCCUCCCGGGCUUCAGUCGACGGUGGUGGAGACAUUCUGCACGCGGGGUCCGGGUCCACUGCUACCGGCGUCUGGGACAACGACCUCAUCGCCGCACUCCCGCCGGUGCCCAUUAUCGAUGGGCUCAUCCAGUACUACUUCGAGUACUGCAACUGGAUAUACCGGCACGUUAACGAGCCAUGGCUGCUCAUGGCCUGGGACCGCUACAAGAGCGGGAAGCACGGGGACCGCAUAGUGCUCGCCACGACGUGCAUCCUCAUUGCGCUCGCUGCUCGCUACCUUCCGCCGCGUCAUGGCCUCAUGCAGGGCGUGACCGAUAGCCCUGAGGAGCUUGGAAACAAGUGCUACGGGAUCAUGCGGGAUACGCUACAGCGAUACCGCGCCGACGCAGCAAGUCCCGGGCGGUCCUACUCGCUCGAGCUCGUCGAGCUGCUAUUGGUGCGCUGUCACUACCUCACGUUCGCUAAGGAGGAUCCCGAGGAGACAUGGAGCGUACGCGGGGAGCUCGUGACCAUCGGGACGGCCAUGGGCCUGCACCGCGACCCUGGAUCAACACGAUUCGAAAAGACCGUGGCCGAGCGGCGGCGGUGGGCGUGGUGGCACAUCAUCCUUCUCGAGCGCUGGCAGGCGUUCAUGUUCGGUCGUCCUCUCGCAAUCGCAUCCCACCACUUCAACACGCAGCUCCCGUCGUACUGCGACCCUGCCAUCGACAAGAGCGGUCGAUUAUAUCUGCCGAACAUCGCGUUGUUCCGCCUUGCGUACAUCCUUGGUGACAUCAUGGACGACGCCGUCUCCUUCCGCACAGUGCCGUAUUCGUCGGUGCAGGAAAAGGACAAGGUGCUCACCGACUGGUACGAGUCGCUCCCGCACGAGCUCGACCUGGACGAGUUCCGCAUCGCACGCAGCCUCGCAAGCCCAAUCACGGCGGUGCGCCGCGUCGGCGUGCAGAGCGUCAUCAUCCGCACCGCGUACCACCACAUCCGCUUCACGUUGCACCGGCCGUACGCGAAGGUGCCCGACAGCCUCGACACCGCGGUGAGCGCGGCGUCGCAGCUGAUCGCGCUCGUCGGGCAGACGCGCCCGGACUUCCUCUCGAACUCGGCGCUCGCGGUGCCCGGGCACAUGAACUGGGGCCCGUUCCACGUGUUCUCCGCCGCGAUGUUCUUCUCGUUCCAGCUGAUCACGAAGCCGGACCAGCCCGCGGCGAGUCUUUUCCGCGAGAAUAUCCGCAAGAGUCUUGCGUCGCUGGAGCAGAGCCGCUGGAUGCCCGUCGCGGACAAGGCGCUCACGAUCCUGCAGGCGCUCGCGCCGCUGUACUCGGAUGAGCUACUCGAGCUUGCUCGGGACGAGCGCGAGCACAAGAAGGCGCAGGUACUCAGCCUCGUGCGCACGCUCGCGUUCCCGUACCAGGACGCGCCGUACUCGCGCUCUGUGGACUCCCCAGGCUACAACCUCUACCAGCCAGGCCGGGGCAGCGGUGCGGGCGCCGCUUCCCAGGCGGCUCAUGCGGUGUACCAGAACCACACACAAGCACACACCGAUGUCAUGCACCCGCACCAGCAUCAACCGCACCACCACCAGCCCAUCCUCCAUGGGCACGAGAUGCCUGCUACCACCCAAGCACCCAUCUCCGCUACGCGCUGGACGUCCCAGCCACAAUCCCAACCCCAGCCCCAGUCCCAGGCCGACCUCUCCGUGGCAGCCCCACAGCAUUAUCCCGCUCACCAGUCCCAACACCAGCCCGUCUACUCACACCGCGCCUCCAUCAGCGCUCUCCCCGCGUCACAAUCGCAACAACACCACGGCGGCACCCACACGCACCAAUACUCACCCACGAACGCCUCCCUCGCCCCCGGCCAGUCCUUCCCCGUCCCGCGCUACCCCACACAGGCGCAGCACCCACAGUUGGACGGCAUGCAGCAACAACAGCAACACCACGCGCAGAUGUUCCGCGACGCCGGGGGCGCGGGGCCCGGGCAGGGGCACGUGCCGCCCGGGCACGAGCUCGCGUACGUGCACCCCGCGGACGAGAGCUCGAUGUGGGGCGCGUCGAUCGGGUUCGCGCUCUCGGAGUGGAACUCGUUCGUGGACGUCAUGCAGCGCCCGGACAGCUUCGCGGCGACGAUGGUGCCGGGCCCGACGCACUGAGCGGUCGCCCCGCGUGUCGGCGGAUGCGCGAGCGCUCCGCGGCUGGAGGAGGUGAUAUUUUGGACGGAGGGGGAGCCCACUCCGAGUCAGGGAGCUCCCCCGGCACCUAUCGACACUUGCUAUAAGUAUGGCCGGUCCGCCCCCUUUUCUGUUUCCGUACCCUACCCGUUUCGACCCCCUGCCCCCCUUGUUCCCCUUCCCCCGUGCUUGUAGCUGUUUUUGGUGUUCUGUACGUGCUCUCGUGUCCGGAUCCGUUCGUUGUCCAUAGUUGCUCUCCCACUGCCGCACCACCCACCCACUAGGUAUAAGUAAUAUGUACCAUC
Molecule: messenger RNA, 3251 nt
Organism: Trametes versicolor FP-101664 SS1
Lineage: Eukaryota; Fungi; Basidiomycota; Agaricomycetes; Polyporales; Polyporaceae
Exons: 5
Coding region: 76-2928 (950 amino acids)
Biological process (GO): regulation of DNA-templated transcription; DNA-templated transcription
Molecular function (GO): DNA-binding transcription factor activity, RNA polymerase II-specific; zinc ion binding; DNA binding
Source: RefSeq, a predicted model, not a curated record